Amyelois transitella is the source of this 3960-nucleotide messenger RNA. RefSeq names its product protein Star (gene S). The coding region runs from base 234 to 1220 and encodes 328 amino acids. The transcript is spliced from 6 exons. The record is from RefSeq and is a predicted model, not a curated record. Lineage: Eukaryota; Metazoa; Arthropoda; Insecta; Lepidoptera; Pyralidae.
CACUGACUGACUCAUCUUUAUUCACAUCUUAAAUCAAAUCAAAAUCAGUUUUAUUAUUUUGUUUCUUCUUAAUGUUCAGUAUGGCGUUAAUUUAAGUGAAUAGUGAAAAAGUAAUCUAGAUUUCCAUGUUAUACACACGGUAAUUUAACUAAGAGUAUCGAUUGUCUUGGUGACAGGAAGUGCUACGCACAGGUUAUAAGUCUUGUUUGUUUUUAUCAUAAAAUCGAGGCAUAAUGGCUGAGAAGAAAAUUCAAGAAAAUCCCUUACCAGAAGUACAAAUUGAAUCAGAACCCAAAGACAUGGCUAAUGCUAUACCCGAAAAGCCCACAGCUGCCACCGAAAAGCCCACAGCUGCCACCGAAAAGCCAACAACCGUUCCCAUACCGCCCGUAACACCAUCUGCACCUCGAGUCUCCGUACCAUCAUUCACAAAGACGGCUCCAAAUGAUUUGUACAGGAGACUGUUGCCUGCGGUUUUGUUUGUGCUCACAUUCGUUACGGUUAUGACCAUGUUGCUCAUUUACAUGGACACUGUUGCAUUAGGAGCUCAACAGUUUCGCGUAAACAUGUCUCGCGACUACGAACUAGCGCGCAUUCCAGCGGCCUCCCCCGCGCUGGUCGCUUUCGUGAGGCAGCUCCACCUGGCGCCGGCCGCGCACACCAGCGCCGCCGCGCCUCAAGAGCCGAGUAGAGCUAUUCACGUGCUGGAUACUAUAUAUGGACCUAUUCGCAACGGCACGUUCGUGGACGUGCAGCCGGCGGGCGCGCGCGACGCGGGCGCCGCGUGGCUGCGGGCGGCGCGCGCGUGGCGCGGGGUCACCGUCCGCGCCGCGCCGCGCGACUUCCUGGCGCUGCGCGGCGCGGCGCGCGCGCUGCACGCCUGCCUCAGCCCCACGCCGCACCCGCGGGAGGUCACAUAUCUGGAACCGGAGACUCAGUCUACUCUGUUCAGUUCACGAGUACUGUGCCUGCCUCUAGUCACCAUCUUGUUGGCGGCGGACGCCACAACGGCUGAUUACGUGAUAUUGUCCGGGGACAAGGUGUUGCCGGCACUGAUGCAUCUCCCCUUCGAGGAUCACAACCUGAGAUUGCAGGUGAUAGAAGUCCGCUCAACGGAUCUGGGAUACCGGAACAAGACAACGGAAUUCCUGCUAACUAAGAACUACACCGUCGCGGCCGCAUUCGAUGACAGCAUCAUGUAUUCUCUCAAACAGGUUUGAGAACCUCCAUUUAGCGUCAUGUGGUUUUUAUUUUCUUAAAUUGUAGGUACAACAAUUAUCUAGCAAUGACAUUUAAUACUUACUAUAUUUUUUUAAACCAUACAAUUGCAUAGAAAUUGGAUCCUAUAUUUUGUCUCGUACAGACUUAAAUAAAAUAGCACCUGUUUCCCGGAGGGGUAGGCAGAGACCACAUCAUACUUCCCCCUCCCUGCAUACUUCUGCCGCUUCAUCCACAUUUGUACUGCGUCUCAUAACUUUAAAAAAAUGCAUAACCUUUUUUUUGGUUUCACAUUGAUUUGCAUAACGUUUUACAUAUAUAUAAAAUGUUAUGCGUCACGAUGGUUAUGACAUAAAAACUUUAUGCCUUAUAUAUAAAAAACCAAUACAUUAUCCAUUCCAAAAGGAAUUGACAAAAUUAAAAAAAAGGCAAGUCCUUUUUCGUCGUAAGCCCCUGGGUGCCUUUUGAUAAUAAUUCUCAAACAAAUACAAUUUAAGUAAAUAAACAUCAACUUUUUCAAUUCCUAUAUAAAUCAAUUAGUUCUGGUUAACUGUAUGUAUGGAAUUUUUUGUUCACGUUCAUCUUUAAAAUUGUCACGACACAUUAAAAAAUACAUCCUCUUAUGAAUGUGAAACGGGCGAAAAUUAACUUGUCUACACAAUUUUUUUUUUUAUUUUUUUCUAUACACAUAAUAAAUUUAGUUUUUCAUAAGAUCUCUUAUAAAAUCAAUGUCGAUUCAAACAGUAUUUAGUAGAUCUUCUUUUCGUUGUCAUAUAAGAAAUAAUAUUAAUUUAUUCCAAAUGUAUAAGAUGUGUACGUAUAGGUUUAUCGAUGUCUAAAAUUAUUUUAUAUUUUAGACCUUAUUUUAAAAAUAUAAGAUUCAAUUUAACAUUAUUGUACCACUGCCAAGCACACGCUUAAACAGUGUAACAAAGUAAAUUUCAAAAUAAUUUACAUAAUAUACACUGAUUUUUUUUGGUCGAGUUUAAACAUAGAAGUUUGGAAUAUGAAUAUCUUUAAUAUACUCGUCUCUCUCUCUCUUUUAUGUAAUGUGUCAGGGAGUGUAAGGAAAGAGACAACGCAUUUUUUGAAACAUGUUUGAACAUGACAUAAUUCCACUUUUAUUCAGUUUUUAUAAUAAAUUUCCAGUAUAAUUUACAAUUAUACAAUUAAAAUUCAUUAUCCGAUUGUAUUUAUAUAAUGAUAUUUCUUAUGAUUAAGAACAAAAGUAUUAUUAUUUUAAUUUAGUGCGCGAUCAGUUUUUUUUUUAUUGAUUUUAAUGUGAUUUCAUCUGUUUUAGUGAACUCAGUGAUAUUUUAACGAAUAUAUUGAAUCGAAUAUCUAUUUUUAUUUUGUAUUCAAGUGCCUUAUAUACUGUUUUAGUUUUAAUUAAUAAAUGAAAAAGGUAUUUUUUUAUGCGGGCUGUGUAAGGAAAUAUGAAAAAAUUACAAAAAAAUAUAUAUCUUCAUUUUUAAAAACAAGUGUCUAUAUCAUUAUGGAACUGUAAAAAAAUACUUCAGUUUUAAAUUUUACCAGCCACAUAAAAAAGUGUUACAGAAAUGGGAUGAUUUGUAAAGUUUUCUUACACAUCCCGCAAACAAAAAAGAAAAACAAUAGUUAUAUAUGACACAUAGAAUGUAGAUGCACAACUUAACUGCACCUUUAUAUUUACGGCAUGGGACUGAAGUUAAGAGUCCUAACGGCAGAUAAACGUAUGUACCGUGUUUUGUAUAAAAAACCUAAUUAAAACAGCAAAAUCAUCUUAUAUAUAAAAUUCUCAUGUCACAAUGUUCGUUCCCGUACUCCGCCGAAACGGCUUAACCGAUUCUCAUGAAAUUUUGUGAGCAUAUUGAGUAGGUCUGAGAAUCGGCCAACAUCUAUUGAUAAGGGUUGUCCACCCUUAACAUAUUUUUUUUAAAUAGGAAUUACUUAUAAAAUAUUUAUAUGGCAAAACAACGUUUGCCGGGACAGCUAGUAUAUGUUUAAAUAAAAAACAAAGCCUGUUUCCCAGAGGGGUAGGCAGAUCUCUUCAGAAUUUUAUUUAAUUGAAUUUAGGUCACUCUUGACCAGUCACUUGACCAGGAAUUCCCCGAUUUUUAUUAAUACACACAUAAUGAUAUUUCUUAUGAUUGAGAACAAAAGUAUUAUUAUUUUAAUUAAGUAUGUGCACAGGUUCUUUUUUUUUUUUGUUGAUUUUAAUGUGAUUUCAUUUCUUUUAGUGAUAGCCGUGUGGUUUUUGGCACUUUAGAAUAAAACCUCCUCCCCCAUAUCUUUCCCAUGGAUGUCGGAAAAGGCGACAAAGGAAUAGGCUAGUAAACUUAGGAUUCCUUUUAUUGGCGAUGAGCUAGCAACCUGUCAUUAUUUGAAUCUCAAUUCCGUCAUAAAGCCAUAUAGCAGAACGUGAUCUUUCAGUAUUUUCGAUACCGUUGACUCUGUCUACACCGCAAGGGAUAUAUAGACGUGACUGUAUGUGUAUAUGUAAAAUCCCGCAUCUUUCCCGGAGGUCUACCGAGACUAUAUUUUUUUUUUUCAUUUUUAAAUUGUCCGCAUUUUCAUUUAUCUGCCGUUAGAAACUGUUUGAAGCAAAAGGUGGACAAUAAAUGAUGGUUUGUGCAAAGGUUGUUGAUAGAUAGUGUAGUUAGAUAACAGGCGUUGAUAUAAAUCAAGCCGAGCACAUUGUAUUAUGGCUCGGAUGACUCGGCAAAUACAUAUUUUGAACCUUACAUUAAAAAUAAAUGUAUA